Fopius arisanus is the source of this 1145-nucleotide messenger RNA. RefSeq names its product ribosomal protein L5 (gene RpL5). Gene Ontology annotation, biological process: translation; ribosomal large subunit assembly. The record is from RefSeq and is a predicted model, not a curated record. Bases 105 to 998 code for a protein of 297 amino acids. Gene Ontology annotation, molecular function: structural constituent of ribosome; 5S rRNA binding. Lineage: Eukaryota; Metazoa; Arthropoda; Insecta; Hymenoptera; Braconidae. The transcript has 5 exons. Gene Ontology annotation, cellular component: cytosolic large ribosomal subunit; ribosome.
GACAAAGUUCCAACGUGCUUUGAAGUUGGCGUAUUCCUCUCUUUUUCGACGAGGGUUGCUUGUAAGAACGUGUCCCACCGCGGCGGCUUCUUCAUCAAGCCAAAAUGGGUUUCGUUAAAGUAGUGAAGAACAAGCAGUACUUCAAGCGUUUCCAAGUGAAGUACAAGAGACGUCGUGAGGGUAAAACCGAUUACUACGCUCGUAAACGCCUGACUAUCCAGGACAAGAACAAGUACAAUACCCCCAAGUACAGGCUAAUUGUACGUCUGUCCAACAAGGAUAUCACUUGCCAAGUGGCAUAUUCGAGGAUCGAGGGAGACAGAAUUGUCUGUGCUGCUUACAGCCACGAACUUCCCAACUAUGGAAUCAAAGUUGGUUUGACCAAUUAUGCAUCUGCCUACUGCACUGGACUCCUUUUAGCGAGAAGGCUCCUGAAGAAGUUGGGACUCGACAAACUGUAUACUGGCACCACUGAAGUGACCGGUGACGAAUACAAUGUCGAGGAGCUAGAUGAUGGCCCAGGUGCCUUCAGGUGUUAUCUGGACACUGGUCUGAUGCGUACCACCACUGGUGCACGAGUUUUUGGAGCCAUGAAGGGAGCUGUAGACGGAGGUCUGAAUAUUCCCCACAGCACAAAGCGAUUCCCUGGAUACGACAGUGAGUCCAAGUCCUUCAACGCUGACGUCCAUCGUCAACACAUAUUCGCCCAGCACAUCGCCAACUACAUGAGGACACUCGAGGAAGAGGACGUUGAAGCCUACAAACGUCAGUUCUCACAGUACAUCAAGAAUGGAAUCGCUGCUGAUGCUAUUGAGGGACUCUACAAGAAGGCUCACGAGGCUAUUCGUGCCAACCCAGACCACCAGGUAGUCGAGAGGAAGAAGGAGCCAGUGAAAAAACGCUGGAACCGCGCUAAAUUAACCCUCUCAGAGCGCAAGAACCGCGUGAACCAGAAGAAGGCUUCAUUCAUGAAGAAAUUGGAAGAGGCCGAAGCUUAAAAAGCCGGCCCAUUAAAACCCAUUAUUUUUGUACCUCAUCCGUUAAUCUGGAUCGUUCACGUUGCCAUUCUGUCUUAAGAAUGUUAUUUUAUAUGUAGCACGUGAACGGUGGUACGAAAAUGCUGAUAAUAAAAAUGAAAAACACUA